Messenger RNA from Schistosoma curassoni, 393 nucleotides. Lineage: Eukaryota; Metazoa; Platyhelminthes; Trematoda; Strigeidida; Schistosomatidae. The record is from the annotation of a GenBank genome assembly.
AUGGCAUACCUCCGAACUGGUGCAGAAUUUAUAUCAUCGUAUCGUUCCAGUCUUAAUCGGAUGAGUGAACUUCAAAAAAAGAUAAAAAUGUUCGGAUUCAACACUGCUUAUUAUAAUCAGGUUGGACUUUUGAAACAUGAUUGGCUACCUCAUAGUCCUGUUUGGCGCGAGGCUCUCCGUCGACUUCCGCGCGAACUACAGGAAGCUAGGGACUUCCGAAUUUCACGGGCGACUCAUCUCUACGCUUCGAAAAAUAUUUUGCCGAAGGAAGAGUGGACAACCAUUGAAGAUGAUAUCCCAUACUUGGAUCCGUACGUUGAAAUUGUCGUGAAAGAACUGAAUGACCGAUCAAACUGGGAUAAUUUUGUCAACCCCGAAAUAUAUAAUGAAUAA